This is a messenger RNA of Salvelinus fontinalis (brook trout), 2045 nucleotides long. RefSeq names its product tetraspanin-9-like. Gene Ontology annotation, cellular component: membrane. NCBI's taxonomy places the organism in Eukaryota, Metazoa, Chordata, Actinopteri, Salmoniformes, Salmonidae. The coding region runs from base 280 to 1113 and encodes 277 amino acids. The record is from RefSeq and is a predicted model, not a curated record. The transcript has 9 exons.
CGACAACCAGCUUGACCAAAUCCGGUCCUGCUCUGCUAAACAUCAUGUAAACGACCGUGACAGGACGCUCCUGUCAUAAACCCUGCCUGUUUUAACGUCAUUUACCGUAGAUACACAGAUGAAAGACCGCCCUCCUCACAAGCAGUGGUAUUAUUAAAGCAGUGUGUGCCGUUGAAACAGUCUGAUUUGAGAAUAGGGGCUAGAUAAGCAAGCAAGUAGAUACUCUGUGUGCUCAGCAUCAUUUUUAACAGCGUGUUUUGCUCUCUGAUUCUGUUCACAAUGGCACAGGUCAACAGAUGUCUGAAACAGCUGUUCUUUGGAUUCAACAUGUUGUUAGGGAUUGCAGGGUGUGUCCUAUUGGUUUUGGGAAUGAUCGCAGCACCAUAUAAUACAGAGCAUGACCAAGGAGAGUCAAUUGGCUUGACAUGGAUUAUAUCCACUGCAGUUGUUUCUGUGCUGCUCUCUUUACUUGGAGCAUAUGGUGCAUACAAAGAGAACAGUGUGAUACUGAGAGUGUUCCUUGGAAUAAUAGGCUUUGGAACAAUCCUUUUUCUCAUUGUUGGAUUUAAAGUGGCUCGUUCAAUGCCUGAGGCCAUGCAACUGAUUAAAGAAAACCUCCCUGCAAUUACAUCAGAAAUGAUGGCUGAUGCAGAGCACCGACAAACUAUCAUGGCUCUACAAGUACAAGGGAAGUGUUGUGGAAUAAUGAGUUACAGCGACUGGGAUAGCAAGAUUCCAGAGACCUGUAAAUGUUUUAGUUUCAAGUCAGACCCGUCCCAAUGUAUGGAGGUGCAAACGACUAAAGAUGGCGGCAACUGGGGAAGAUCUGACAAAUCUGAAAUGAUGUGGAUCUACAGAGAGCCCUGUGGUCCUCUCAUCUUGAAGAACUUCGACUCUGCUUUUAAGACCGUACUUGGAUUCUUCUUUGGAGUUGGUGUUUAUGCUUUGAUUGGGCAAGUGUUAUCCGUCGUGAUGAUUCGUCAGGUCAAGAAGGUGCAGUGUACUGAAGUUCCUGAGACUAUAGAAGAUGGAUAUCGUUUCACACCUCAAUUCCAGGCAAUUCGCCAUGUGGAGGGAGUUGCGGGAGUUGAACCGACGACCUUCUACCCAUAACCAGGGAUGAGGUCAGCGUUUCAGUUUUUGGCAUCCUGGCGAGAGGCGAGGAGUAGAAGGUCCUCGAACAACGUGAGACGAGGUGGAACCCCCAAAAAAUAAUAUGAGUGUUCGGAAUGAAAAGGCACAACUCACUGCUCACAGUUAAAAACAUGAUGCUUUAUUUAUCUCAUUUGUGUAUAACAUUUAUUAAAUCAUAAUAAAGUUUCGUCUGUCCAUAGCUUUUCUGGUCAUUCUGAUGAAGUCCAUUAAAACGGAGCAAAACAUCACGAUUUUUAACUCAAAUUAGAUUAGUAACGUAUCAAGCUUUUAACUAAGAAUGAAAGUCCUACCUUUUCCCCCCCUUUAAAUUCAGGCUAGAAGAGUAAGAAGUGUCCUUAGUGUGACCUUAGUGUGACCUUAUUGUGACCUUUAGAGCGAGACAUUAUGAAGCACUGUAAUAGGGAAGUUCUGCUGUAGACGCUCUGACUAAAUGAAUGUUCUGCAUCCCAAAUGGUACCCUCUUCUCUACUAGCCCAUAAGGUUCUGGUCACAAAUAGUGCACUACAUAGGGAAUAGGGUGCCGUUUGGGAAGCAAGCCAACGUAAUAAGGAAGCUCUGCUCCAACCCCACACUGACAAUAUCAUUCCCUCCUCUGUCUUCUGUCAAUACGGCUUGUAAUCAGCUUUCUGAGAUGAGCUUUGUUGUUUACGUUAUUAAAUCAUGUCUGAUUGUACACAGAUAAAUUGCUAGAUAGUAUUUCCACAGUAAAGUGUCGUCCAUCCAGAAACCAAACGUCUAGAGACUAAACGUCCAUGCAAGCAGCACUGCAGACACUGCAUUGACCACCAUGCGCUACAGUGAACUCUGAAAGUAUUGGGACAGUGACACAAUGUAUUCUGUUAUGUUGGAGUCACUGUUAUUGUAAAUAAAAUAUGUUUUAAUGAAUAGUC